CGUUGGGCUGAACUAGUGUUGAGCUUGGGGAGUAGAGGAAAGACUAGCAUACAUGCUGUGCAUACGCUCGAUUUCAAACCAGUGUUGCGGUAGACUUCGAGGACAGGUGUUCCACACACUGGCGCAGUAACGACUUGCCCUCAAAAGUGUGAAUGCCUUGAGUGGAAGAGUGUUGCUGUGGUGCCACAAGGACUAGCAAACUGGUGCUACCUCUGAAGGUACCCAAAGGCUACAGUUCUACACUACAGGUUCCAAGCAGAGUGUGGUCAUGAAAACAUUAAUAAUUGGAAUUGGUGGGAUGACUAACGGAGGGAAGAGCACUCUAAGCAAAGCAUUGCAGAAGCGACUGCCCAACAGUUGCAUCAUAUCCCAGGACACAUUCUUUAAGGAUGACAGUGUGGUUCCAGUGGAUAUCCAUGGAUUCAAGCAGUAUGACCUGCUGUCAGCACUACAUAUGGACAGGAUGAUGGAGGAGGUAGAGACCUGGCAGCAGGACCCGAGGGCCUUCACGGCAUCUCAUACUGGUGUUGGCCAGCUGCUCUCUGAACGAGUUGACCAGCAGGUUUAUGUGCUCAUCAUCGAGGGCUUCCUCAUCUUCAACCACAGGCCUUUGAACGAAUUGAUGAACAAGAAAUACUUUCUGCAGAUCCCCUAUGACACUUGUAAGCAGAGACGGAGCUCAAGGGUUUACAACCCUCCAGACCCUCCGGGCUACUUUGAUGGACAUGUGUGGCCAAUGUAUCUGAAGAACCGAAAAGAAAUGGAGGAGGUGGUCACAGACCUUGUCCUUCUAGAUGGUCUGACAGAGAGAGAGAAGCUGCUGUCCAGUGUGCUUGAGGAUGUCACAGCAGACAUAGAAGCUCUCAGACAGGGAUGACGGGAACCUACCGGCUUAGUAAACUGGGCUCCUUGAGACUCGUGCCUGGCUGAAGGGUCUGAUGCUCCACAGAGAUCAUCAUCAUGCAUUAGAUCACUACGGGUGCCACACUUCCGUGUGGAGAUUCUCUGAGGAGAGGACCAUAUCCAUCAUUGUUACUUUUUGUGAUAAACUAACACAAAUGAGAUCAAACAUAGAUGCAGCAGUGGCUAAUUUACUCUGAUGUAAGUGUAGGUGCAAUAACAUCUGUAGCAAAUUAACUGAUCAUGAAUUUGGUGAGGAUUGGAAAUGAGGAUUGAUGCUGAGGGUUUUCAAUAGUGGAGAAAGCUUUUUGAUAUUUGAACUAUAGACAAAAAUAGAUCUCUCCCUUCAGUGCACCAUAGGAUUGUGAGUGUGAAAUAAUAGCACCUGUUUUAGAUGUGCUGCCAGCUAUAAUCUUGUGUGAGUGGAUGCACACUAGGAGUUUAUUUUCAGUGUACGCAGUCAGGGCUGCACGGGACUAAUGAAGCAUAGUGUUAGUUCAGGCAGGCCACAAAGUCUUGACCAGUUUCCUUGACCGGCUCAGCGGACUGCCCAGCUGAUUGCUAGCUGAUCAUCUCUGCUGUCACUGGCAGAGAUCAUUCAGAGCGCCUUAUUUAAGCUGCCUUAGUCUACCUUCUGCCUGCCACCUCACUGCAAGCCUUUUGCAACCCUCCUCCUCAUACUUCUGACUUAUCAGUGUUUGUCAUUGAUGUCUGCUCUGUUCUGUACCAAUGGGGGUUUAAUCUUUGCUGCUCUCUCUGCCUUAGGCUUUCCAUGUUUGCACAUGGGAGGGCAGGGGGCUCCCAGAACAGAGCAUAUACUGCCAAAAGUAAUAUUAUGCAAAUAGUAAAGAAAGUUUACUAAAUAAAAUGUAUUUGACAAAGUG
This is a messenger RNA of Sardina pilchardus (European sardine), 1784 nucleotides long. Its product is annotated as nicotinamide riboside kinase 1-like. The transcript is spliced from 8 exons. The record is from RefSeq and is a predicted model, not a curated record. Gene Ontology annotation, cellular component: cytoplasm. Bases 269 to 877 code for a protein of 202 amino acids. Lineage: Eukaryota; Metazoa; Chordata; Actinopteri; Clupeiformes; Clupeidae. Gene Ontology annotation, molecular function: ribosylnicotinamide kinase activity.